Messenger RNA from Panicum virgatum (switchgrass), 2543 nucleotides. Its product is annotated as BURP domain-containing protein 12-like. NCBI's taxonomy places the organism in Eukaryota, Viridiplantae, Streptophyta, Magnoliopsida, Poales, Poaceae. The coding region runs from base 88 to 1992 and encodes 634 amino acids. The record is from RefSeq and is a predicted model, not a curated record. The transcript is spliced from 3 exons.
AACUCACUCCCUCCAUCUCCGCACUCUUGCUCUCACUCUUCUCUCCAUCCCCAAAUUCCCCACCAAACCACAAUCUCCAACUCGGCAAUGCCUUCUCCCCCUCCGCCUCCCCGCGCCGUCCUCCUACUCCUGCUGCUGCUCCUCCCGCGCAAUGCCGCCGCCGCCGGUGCCGGAGCCGCUGCCGGCGCGUCAUCGGCGGUGAACCCGUUCACGGCGAAGGCGGCCUUCAUCCGCUACUGGAACCGCAAGGUGCCCAACAACCGCCCGCACCCCGCCUUCUUCGUCGCCAAGCUCUCCCCGCUCCCGGCCGCCGACACCGCCUCCUUCCCCUCCGCGCUGCCCGACAUCCGCGCCCGCCUCCGCGCGCUCUGCUCCAGGGCGGGGCUCCUCUGCCCCGGCCCGGCCGACGCGUCGCUCGCCGCGGCCGCGGGCCCGUUCACGGGCUACAGCAACGCCAACUUCUCCAACUACGGCACCGGCGGCGGCGCGGGGGCCGACUCGUUCCGGAACUACUCCCCUGACCUCAACAUCGCCGCCGAUUCCUUCCGCCGCUACGGGCGCGACUCGUCCGGCCGCGCCGACCGCUUCGAGUCCUACGAGACCGACGGCAACCUCGUCACCGCCAACUUUACGUCCUACGCCGGCGCCGCCACGGGCGGCUCGGGCUCCUUCGCAGCCUACGCCGCCGGGACCAACUCCCCGGACUCCACCUUCACCAACUACGACGCCGCCGCCAACGGCCGCGGCCGCGGCUUCGCGUCCUACUCCCAGGAGGCCAACCACGGGGAGAACGGCUUCUCCGGCUACGGCAAGGGCGGCAACGGCGUGCGGGAGACAUUCGCGUCCUACGGCAACGAGUCCAACGUCCUGGCGUCCGCCUUCGCCAACUACGGCGAGGCCGCCAACGGCGCCACGAACACCUUCACAAGCUACGGCGUCGAGGGAAACGUCCCCGAGAACACGUUCCGGAGCUACGGCGCCGGCGCCAAUGCAGGCGUCGACACCUUCAAGAAGUACCGCGACGACGCCAAUGUCGGCGACGACAGGUUCUCCUCCUACGCCAAGGGCGCCAACGGCGGCGCCGCCGAGUUCCAGAGCUACGGGAACUCGGCCAACCCGGGCAGCACCACCUUCAGGGGAUACGGCGAGGGCACCAACGCCAACCAUCGCAUUGGCUUCAAGGAGUACGCCGGCGAGAACAACACCUUCAAGGGCUACGCCGAGAACGGCGUCGGCUUCAAGGAGUACCACAACGCCUCCAGCUCCGCGGCGGCGCCGACCGUGUCCGCGGAGGCGGCGACGUCGAUGCAUCGCCAGCACCUCAGGUGGUCGCCGGAGCCCGGGAAGUUCUUCAGGGAGCGGGAGCUCGUGGCCGGGAACCGAAUGCCAAUGCCGGACAUCAGGGACAAGAUGCCGCCCCGAGCGUUCCUGCCCAGGGAGAUCGCCGCCAGGAUACCAUUCGAGCCCGACGCUGUCUCGGAGGCGUUCGGGGUGCCCCUCGACACGGCGAUGGGGAAAGCCGUGGCGUCCACGGUGGCCGAGUGCCGGCGCGCGCCCAGCAAGGGCGAGACGAAGCGGUGCGCGACCUCGGCCGAGGACGUCGUGGACUUCGCCGUGGAGAUGCUGGGCGACGACGUCGUGGUGCGCGGCACGGCCUCCACGGCUGGCGGCGGCGGGGACGUCCGGCUCGGCGCCGUCACGGGCGUGGACGGCGGCAGGGUGACCCGGUCCGUGUCGUGCCACCAGAGCCUGUUCCCGUACCUGGUGUACUACUGCCACUCGGUGCCCGAGGUGCGGGUGUACGAGGCCGACAUCACCACGGCCGACGGCUCCCGCGAGAAGAUCAACCGCGGCGUUGCCAUCUGCCACCUCGACACGUCGGACUGGAGCCCCGCGCACGGCGCGUUCGUCGCGCUCGGCGGGAAGCCCGGCGAGGUCGAGGUGUGCCACUGGAUCUUUGAGGGCGACAUGACGUGGACGGUCGCGGAUUGACGUGCCUGUGAAUAAGCCUCUGUAAAAAUACCCACUGCUUUCUUUAGUUCGGUCUCCCCAAAGGAUGAGGUGGCUGUCAAGAAUUCAAGGGGAAUACUUACUGUAAAUCCGCGUCCGGGGGACAAGAACUGGGGGUUUCAUGUAUGAGCCUGACAUACGUAUCAAUGAAGAACUCAUGGAGACAUUGACGUUUGAUGAAAAAAUUAAGCUGGGCGUAAAGCAGCCCUACAUGAAUCUUUUAGCUUGAUCCUAAUACUCAAUAGCAGCCUGUUUUCUAUAGUGCUUCAUAAUUAUUUGUUUGUGGUAACUAUUUGCUCGCAAUGAUUUUCUGCUGUACUUUUCAGUCAAAAUCUGUCUCACAUUCUCGUGGGCAGUUAAUUGUAAAACGGAAGUUGUGGUCUAUACUCCGGAGCGAUUGGUGUUUAUUGUCUGCUUAGAUAUAUCAAGUCAGGGUUAAAUCUAGUCAAAUUCCUUUGGCUUUAGUUUGCCGAGGAAAUGGAUUCAUUUAGAUCAUGUCUUCUGGCAUUUGAGAAUGGAAGCUUUUCACAACA